Exophiala spinifera is the source of this 3540-nucleotide messenger RNA. RefSeq lists its product as uncharacterized. The coding region runs from base 1 to 3540 and encodes 1179 amino acids. Gene Ontology annotation, biological process: actin cortical patch assembly; regulation of actin filament polymerization. The record is from RefSeq and is a predicted model, not a curated record. The transcript has a single exon. NCBI's taxonomy places the organism in Eukaryota, Fungi, Ascomycota, Eurotiomycetes, Chaetothyriales, Herpotrichiellaceae. Gene Ontology annotation, cellular component: nucleus. Gene Ontology annotation, molecular function: cytoskeletal protein binding; ubiquitin binding; protein-macromolecule adaptor activity.
AUGGGCUUCGUGGCAGUAUGCACUGCUCUUUAUGAUUACCAACCGCAAGGUGCCGGCGAGCUUGAGAUCAAAGAGGGGGAACUCUUAUGCAUACUCGAAAAAAGCACCGAGGAUGACUGGUGGAAGGCCAAGAAGAAGGCAGCUGGGGAGGAUGAGGAUGAACCUGAGGGUCUGAUUCCAAACAACUAUGUCGAAGAAGCCAAACCAGUCCAUACCGCCAAAGCUCUUUACGACUAUACCCGGCAGACUGACGAGGAAGUCUCCUUCACAGAAGACGCUACUCUACAGGUCUACGACACCUCAGACCCAGAUUGGACUCUUGUCGGCGUCGGCGACGAUUAUGGCUUUGCACCAGCAAACUACAUUGAGAUCUCUCGAGAUGCACCUCCCACCCCUUCCUCGGCCUCUCAGAGACGAUCCAUCCCUCCUGCGCCCGAGCCGGAGGCGCUGGCUAGCCCGUCAUCCCCUGCGAGAUCAACGCAUGAUCCUGCAGCCAACCUAGCGCGGGUGUUAGGAGGUCAAGCCCCUACAUCGCCUACCUCUGCCCGCCCAGCAGCGACGCCUCCUCGAGUGCAGCUCACGCCAGACCCCUCUGACGAAGAGGAAGAAGAAGCGGCACCUGCACUUCCUCAGAGACCGGUGUCGCAACCUGCGACACUUCCUAUUUCAUACUCGCAGCAAGAUGAAGAAGGGGGAGGCCCACUACCAUCCCCGCCCUAUAACAGAGCCAUCGGACGACCUGACGACGACGCACCCAUUCGAUCCCCGGGUGGGUAUCACCUAUAUAACAUUAACGAGAUGGUGUCGGCCAUGGGACGAAGGCGGAAGAUGCCCACGACUUUGGGCAUUAACAUCGCCACAGGAACCAUCAUGUUGUCUCCCGAAAAGUCAAGAGAUGGCCCGUCACAGGAAUGGACGGCUGAUAGAAUGACACACUAUUCGAUCGAGGGCAAGCACGUCUUCAUAGAGCUCGUCAGGCCUAGUAAGAGCCUGGAUCUCCACGCCGGAGCCAAGGAUACCGCAGAAGAAAUCGUUCGAGCGCUGGGAGAAAUCGCGGGUGCUCAUCGAGCAGAGGGCAUUCGAGAGGUAAUUGAGGCAGCUUCUAGUGGUGGAAGCCACAAGAAGGGACAGGUGCUUUACGACUUCAUGGCCCAGGGGGACGAUGAAGUUACGGUUGGUGUCGGAGAUGAGGUCAUCAUUUUAGACGAUACCAAAUCUGAGGAGUGGUGGAACGUUAGGCGAUUGAAGAAUGGUAAGGAGGGCGUGGUUCCCAGCAGCUAUAUCGAAGUGACCGGUUUUGUCUCUCUUGAGCCGCCAUCACGGAGUGGGUUAAAUGCUGGCCUAAGUUCAGUUGAGCAGAACCGCCUUGAAGAAGAAAGACUCGCCAAGGAAGCCGCAAGAGCUGAUCGGGCACGGCAGCAAGCUGAGCUUUUGAGCUCACGCAGCGAGGUGGGGCCGGGAAUGUCACUCCCUCAGCGCGGAAGUAGUCUCGCAGACGAUCAGACCUCCAGACGAGACCGAAGAGAAAAGGAUGAUCGGAAGAAACGGUCCAAGCCCGACCCGACUAAAGUCAGGACCUGGACGGACCACUCCGGCUCGUUCAAGGUUGAAGCUCAAUUCUUAGGUGUGGCAGAGGGCAAAAUCCAUCUGCACAAGGUCAACGGCGUCAAGAUUGCAGUCCCUGUAACCAAGAUGUCGCCAGAAGACCUUGAGUAUGUUGAACAGGUAACGAACGAAUCGAUCGAGGAGCACAUUCCAGUCGCUGAUUUGAUCAAGAUGAAACGCAGAAGUCAACAGUCAUCUGAGCAGUCCAAAGCGCGCAGUGGUGCCUCGGUAGAGCAACCAAAGGUACCCGAGUACGAUUGGUUUGAUUUUUUCCUGAAAGCAGGUGUUGGGCCACAUCAGUGUGAACGAUACUCGCAGGCCAUGAUUCGUGAUUCAAUGGAUGAAACCGUGUUACCAGAUAUCACGGCCGACACUCUACGGACGCUAGGUCUCAAAGAAGGGGACACGCUCAAGGUCAUGAAAUACCUGGACCAGCGAUUUGGACGAGCGCGGUCUGCCAGCGUGAAUGGUACCAAUGGCGAAGCUGGAGCAGGAGGAAUAUUCUCAGGUCCUGGCGGAGCCUUGCAUAACAACACCCGUAGAGGCAGGCCUGAAGCUAACCGACAGACGAGCGACGUGGUCGACGCCGACGCUUUCGCCAAGAAGGAGGCAGAAAACCUGAGCGAUGCAAAAGCGACACCUCUGACCGAAGCGCCUCCGAGGAAACCAGAAGGUGGAUUCGAUGAUGACGCAUGGACUGUCAAGCAACCCGCGCAGACGCCUGCAGCGAAGCCAGCUUCUGCGGCGCCAACAGCUCCCAAACCGCCUACGGGCGCCUUGCAGGAUUUGUCUUUGCUAGACGCACCCCUUGUACCGACUCCCGCCCAACCACCUGCACCUGCGGUCAGUCAGCCAGCACCAGCACCUCCGCCUGCACCACCGCAACCUCCAGUUAUCCAGGCUCCUCCUGUCCAGCAGCCUCAGCAGACAGGAGCAACUCCACAGUUUUUCUCUGGCCUCCAGCCGCAACAAACAGGGAUACAACCACAGCAGUUCAACCCACCUAGGCAGAGGCCGACAGCACCACAGCAAAGCUUUUCAGGAGCAGGUCUAUUACCACCGCCACCGCGACCAACAUCUGCACCCCAAAACCCUCAGCACAAUCAAUUUGGUCUUCAGCCUCUACAACCUCAACUCACCGGCAUCCCUAAUACUUCGGCACUCCAAGCGCCUCCAGGCCAGAGUCUGAACGAUCUAACACAACAAAGAUUGCAGCAACAAUAUCAGCAGAUGCAAUUGCAAUCACAACCUACUGGGUUCGGUCAAUUCGGUCUUGGUCCACAGCCUACUGGUUUCCAACAGCCUUCCCAGUUCGGACAGUUCCAGCAACCCUAUCUUAAUGGCAAUGCUGCUGGUAGUCCAUUUGCAGACCCUCGCACGUCAUUCCAACCACAGCCGACCGGGAUGCCUUUCCAACCGAAUGCCGCGUCAGGUGGUAUCAACACAGUGCUCCCUCCAGCCCUGCAACCUCAAAGGACGGGUUAUGCGUCUCCAAUCCAACAACAGCAGCCGAACGGGUUUGGCCAAGCUAUACCGCCGCAACCAACGGGAUAUCCGCAGCAACCUCUACAAGCCCAGCCUCCAGCGUUCCAACAGGGAAUUGCACCGCAACCAACGGGAUAUCCACAGCAGCCUCAACCUAUACAAACCCAGCCUACAGGGUUUCAACAGGGAAUUGCACCUCAAGCAACUGGCUCUGGGCAACUACCUCAGCAGAAUGGGUUUCAGAGAUUCUCACCUCCGCCUGUGCCCCCGAUGCCUCAGUUCCCUGCAGCGGCGCCUCUACAACCACAGAAAACAGGGCCAGCUCCUGAUAUCAAAUUUGGAAUGUCCCCAACAAAGAAGUUGACUCCCCAGCCUACUGGACGGCGUGCGAAUCUUGCCAAUGCUAGUAAGUUCAACCCUCUCACAUGUUAUGGGAGCAUAAAAUACUGA